Aplysia californica (California sea hare) is the source of this 984-nucleotide messenger RNA. Its product is annotated as LYR motif-containing protein 2. The transcript has 3 exons. The record is from RefSeq and is a predicted model, not a curated record. The coding region runs from base 218 to 460 and encodes 80 amino acids. NCBI's taxonomy places the organism in Eukaryota, Metazoa, Mollusca, Gastropoda, Aplysiida, Aplysiidae. Gene Ontology annotation, cellular component: mitochondrion.
CUGUUGCUGUUGAAUAACGCAGGUCUACCAUUUGCUUUACGCUUGAACUUGAGCACUCAGUCAGAGCACUAAACACUGAACGAGCUCAGGAACUUGCGUUUCGUAACGUAUUGUGUGAAUUCACCAACAAUUUGAUCUCUUGGCCUUUCAUUUUGGUUCGGUAAUGGGCUUACUGUUGCCUCUGAGAUUCUGGACGACACAAUAAUCAAUGUGAAUAAUGUCUCAGUUGACUUUGAAGCAGUUUAUGCUCCGCUCAGAAGUUCUGAAACUGUACCGAGACUUGCUGAGGAUAACGUUUAAGGUAGAGAACCCAAGCUAUCGCAAGCAGCUUCAAGAGUGGAUAAGAAGUGAUUUUGAAAUGAAUCGUCAUCACACUGAAGAGGAAGUGAUCAAGAUGAUGGUGUCCAGAGGGAAGCUGAGUCUGCGUGAGGUGGAGCAGGCUGUGCUCCUUGCCAAGUAGCCCACAGCAUCAUAUCUCAACUAUUACACAUGUUCAUCUCAUCUCUGGGAAUAACGUUAAACUGUCUUGUUUGUCAGCCAAGUACCAAGAGGAAUAUCAACAGAAAAUCAUUUCUGAACUGAGAGACAACGCUUCCAUCUGAUAUAUGUGCUGAAACAGUAUAAACAAUCUCUGUGGUUGGUCCCCAGAAAUAUCAAGACAUUACAGGCAACUCAUUCAACUCAUAUGUGUGAACUGUUAACAGCUUCUGUAGUUAGAAAAUAAGGUCAACCAAUAACUUUCCUCUCAUUUAUGCAGGUACUGUGUAUAGUUUCUGUAUUUAAACUGGAUCAGUGUCAACAAGACAUCAUUUGUUAAUUAAUUUAUUUGAUCUCAUCUGUGUGUGUAGGCCUCCUGUGGACAGUCUCAUUUUUAGUUUUCAGCAACAUCAAUACAUCAAUAGGACAAGAAAAGGAAUCACAGCGGUUCUUAACGUGUUUUUGUUGUUGACCAAUGUGCUCUUUUCAUCCAUGUCUGUAGGAAUG